Molecule: messenger RNA, 7729 nt
Organism: Ictalurus punctatus (channel catfish)
Lineage: Eukaryota; Metazoa; Chordata; Actinopteri; Siluriformes; Ictaluridae
Gene: satb2
Product: SATB homeobox 2
Exons: 13
Coding region: 784-3387 (867 amino acids)
Biological process (GO): regulation of transcription by RNA polymerase II; chromatin remodeling
Molecular function (GO): DNA-binding transcription factor activity, RNA polymerase II-specific; RNA polymerase II cis-regulatory region sequence-specific DNA binding
Source: RefSeq, a predicted model, not a curated record
UCCCAACACCCCCGUCUCUCUCUCUCUCUCUCUCUCUCUCUCUCUCUCUCUUUCUCUCUCGCUCUCUCUCUCCGUCACGCGCUCUCUGUCAGUCAGCGCGCCGCUGGCACGGGAGAGAUUGAAAGUGACACACACACACACACACACACAUUCACACGCACACUCACACGCGGCCGACCUCGGUCUUUUACGUCGAAGAAGAGACUUCUGCUGCGAUCGGUCGCUUCUGAGUAGCGAAUCGACAACCGCAGGUCCUUAUCUUCUUUAUUUCCUUUUCUGUGUUCCCGCACACUAGACGGACUUUCUCUCGGUUUGUGGCGCGCGCUUUCUCCUCGCUUUGCGCUCGCGAAAUGGUCGCUGGAGCUCGCGGCGGGCGGACAAGAAAAUAAUCGCACUUCCGUUACGGGGAACUUGUGUCGCUUUGCUGGUCGGAUUUCUGUCUCUGUCUAUUUCUCUCACACACACCCUCUCUCUCUCUCUCUCUCUCCCUCUCUCUCUCUCUCUCUAGUCAUCCCUACCGCCUCCUCGCUUUAGACUCUGGCUUCCAGUCCCGCGCUCACACACAGCCCAAGUGUCAAACCGCCGAUAUCACCGAGCCGAUUUCAGCCCACCGAUAUUACCAGCAAGCCGGUUCCAGCCAGCAGCGCUGCAGCAAGAAGCCCAGCCCUGGAUUCACUACUUUUACUCAAUGGACAGAGCCCUCUCAACGGCCAGCCCCGAUACCAACACGCCUUGAGCAGUCCGUACUCCCUGGCUGGUGUUCCCCCUACAGUGUGGAGGGGGAUGGAGCGCGGAGGAGGAGAGAGCCCACGUCCGCGGGAGAGCCCAGAGCGCCGCACUGCUACCAGCCCCGAUCUGAGUGGCCCCCCUCCGGGGAAGAUAAGCCGCCUGGAGAUGAAUGGCAGCCCUACCGGGCCACGUAGUCGCCAUAACGGAGCUCCACAGAGAGCCUUAGGAGGUCUGAUGAUUCCCGUGUUCUGCGUCGUAGAGCAGGUGGAUGGAGGGAUAGUGGUGGAGGGGGAGGGCCGAGAGGAGCAUGCAGAGUUUGUGCUGGUCAGGAAGGACAUUCUGUUCACUCAGCUGGUGGAGACGGCGCUGCUUGCCCUUGGCUACUCCCACAGCUCAGCAGCCCAGGCACAGGGCAUCAUUAAGGUGGGUCGUUGGAACCCGUUGCCUAUCCACUGCCUGACGGACGCUCCCGAAGCCACAGUGGCUGACAUGCUGCUGGACGUCUACCACAUGGUCACACUCCGUAUCCAGCUGCAGAGCUAUGCCAAGCUAGAGGACCUGCCAUCAGAGCAGUGGAAUCAUGCAACAGUGCGCAAUGCACUUAAAGAGCUGCUGAAAGAGAUGAACCAGAGCACACUGGCUAAAGAAUGCCCACUUUCCCAGAGUAUGAUCUCCUCCAUCGUGAACAGUUCCUACUACGCUAAUGUCUCCACUGCGAAGUGUCAAGAGUUUGGCCGCUGGUAUAAGAAGUAUAAGAAGAUUAAAGGCGAUUACUUUGAGAAGAUGUGGCCAGUACGAGAGAAUUCUGAAAUUAAAGUGGAGAGGGACACCCUGGUGGACUUCUGUGUGUUAGGACAGCGUCCUCCACCUCACCUAGCUGGCCUGGCUCAAUUAGGACCUUUGGGCAGUGGUAGUUCUCUUGUGAAAAGUGGCUCUGGAGAACCUCAGAACCCUCAAUCUCAGCCCCCAUCUCAAGGACAGUCACAGCCACCCUCAUCUCACAGUGGCCAGCUCCACCACAGUCCACCACUACGGACCCAGGUGGCUCCUCCCACAGCCCUGCAGCCUCUUCUGGGACCAAGAGGCCUCCUCUCACCUCAGCUCAGUCCACAGUUAGUGCAGCAGCAGAUAGCUAUGGCUCACCUCAUCAACCAGCAGUUGGCUGUCAGUCGUCUAUUAGCCCACCAGCACCCACAGGCCCUCAACCAACAGUUCCUUAACCACCCACCCAUACCGAGGCAAAGCAAGCCUGGAGGACCUGGAGAGCCAGGAUCCAAUCCUUCCGCGGCUGAGGUCUCAUCAGACAUCUACCAACAGGUCCGCGAUGAGCUCAAGAGAGCCAGUGUUUCACAAGCUGUGUUUGCCAGGGUGGCAUUCAACCGCACACAGGGUCUGUUGUCAGAGAUUUUGCGGAAAGAGGAAGACCCUCGCACAGCCUCCCAAUCUCUUCUGGUCAACCUCAAGGCCAUGCAGAAUUUCCUCAACCUUCCUGAGGCUGAGCGAGACAGGAUUUACCAGGAGGAGCGUGAACGCAGCAUGAACCCUCCUGUAGGUCUGCCCCCAAACUCAAACUCCAGCCCUGGGGUUAACCGCCUAUCUCAGAAAGUGUGGGAGCGCAGCAUUGACGAACAGUUAACCCCUGAUGCCUGGGCAUCCAUUUGGAAGAAUAAGAACAAAAUUACCAACUCGUCCAAGCCGUCUGGUCCGAAUCCUGACCUUCCCCUGAAACUGGAACCACUGGUCAACAUCACGUCUUCAAUUUAUGAUGAGAUCCAGCAGGAGAUGAAGCGAGCCAAGGUGUCUCAGGCUCUGUUUGCCAAGGUGGCAGCCAACAAGAGCCAAGGUUGGCUAUGCGAGUUGCUCCGUUGGAAGGAGAGUCCAAGCCCAGAGAACCGCACGCUGUGGGAGAACCUGUGCACAAUCCGCCGUUUCCUCACCCUCCCCCAGACCGACCGCGACCUGGUAUACGAAGAGGAGUCCCGCCACCACCACAGUGAACGUCUGCACACCGUCCUCCAUCUGCCCUCUGACCCUCAGAUUCUCCACAGACAGCCUGUGCCAGCAUUAAAGGACCACUCUCCCAUGCGUGAGGACUCAGUGCCCAGCUCUGGAAUGGAGGACAACCCUCAGGCUGGUGCUGGUAGUGGCAACACUGGAGGAAGUAGUAGUGUUGCAAAGAAACCCCGUUCCCGCACCAAGAUCUCACUGGAAGCCCUGGGCAUCCUGCAAAGUUUCAUCCAGGAUGUGGGCCUCUACCCUGACCAGGAAGCCAUCCACACCCUCUCAGCCCAAUUGGACCUGCCCAAGCACACCAUUGUCAAGUUCUUCCAGAACCAGCGCUACCAUGUGAAGCACCAUGGCCGACUGAAGGAGCUGGGAGUUGAGGGUAGCGGAGUUGAUGUCGCUGAGUAUCGAGAUGAGGAGCUACUCUCUGGCUCAGAGGAUGCAGAGUCUAGUGAAGAUGGCCAUGAGGAAAUCUACAGUGGACAAGAAGGUGCCUCAGCAGGAGCAGCCGCCUCUUCCUCAACACCAUCUUCCACCUCAGGCCAAGAAGAAAGCAAGGACAAGGCUUCAGCUCUAAGUUCAGUCCGGCCCAGCUCCCUGCCUUCCUCCAGUUCAUCCCCCAGCCCACGAGACCAGCUCGAGUAUCAGAGAUAAAGCAUUCUGACCUGGGAGGGAAGGGGUCACUUUGAGAAGAGGAUAGUGGAAGGUGGAACAAGUGGAACAGUAAAAGCAGACUAAAAGAAUCCGGCACAGGGUCAAAUGAAGAUUGAAUAAAAAAGGACAAGAAUAUGUUUGAAUAUUGAUUAUAGAAACAAAAUGUGUUACGGUAAAAAAAAAUAAAUAAAUAAAUAAAAAAAAUUAGUUGAGAUAAGGGAUUAAUAGUUCUAGCAACAGAGUAAUUGGCAUCAGAUACUGUAAGUUUUGUCAACGUGAUGAAGGAAAAUUUAGGUUAGCGGUCCCAAAUCGUCGUUUAUUUGUUAAAAAGGUGCCAGAUAUGUGAUGACACUGAAAGUGGAUUUCUUAUCCUCAACUGACAAGUGGUCACUCUUACUCAUGGUUUCACAAAUUAAGUUGCCAGUACGUCAUAGUAGGAAAAUACUAAGCCAGUGAUGUUUCUCCCCAAGUCCCUAACACAUUAAAUUAACUAAAGAACUCCUUCAUUCCUAUCCUACAAUCCAGGGGAUCAUUAGAAACCCUUGUCCCACCCUUCCCACCUCUACAGCAUUCAGAGUAAUGAGAGUGAUUGAGCUUUAGAUAAGUUUUAGAUGAGCCAUGGACAUCUACAGGAACCCAUGCAUCUUUAUUUGUGUCUGAUCAAGGAGCCUGGUGGGUGUCUGCGGCUUCUCUCUUCCUCCCAUCUGUGAUGGGGAAUUCUUUACGGCUAUAAGAGGUGGCCGUGUUUGGCCAUUUAAGUGGUUGAAUGGACGGGUGGGUGGGUUAGAGGUAGUGAUGAGGGCUGGGGUGUAUACAUCAGCCUUGCUCACUGAUUCCACUGUAAAUACAUGUGGUCUACUGAAAUGUCCAGAGUUAGCUUUGCCUCCCCUUUGAAGAUAGAGCCAUGUCUCCAACAAACAACCACAUCAUUCCAUAUAGUCCAGUGUGGUGGGACAAACCACCAUCCUGGUACCCAUGCACCCAUGCAUGGACUUCCCUCAACACCUCUGUCAGUCUAAAUUUAGUGAAUGGAUAAAUACAUGAACUUGAGACAUCUUGUCACUACGUCUCUUUGUACUCACUUUGCACUUAAAAUGGCGGGUAAGCAUCGAGAAGAAGAAAAAAAACACCCAUACGUAGCCAUCUAUUGACUGCUAAAGACAAUUUAAUGACAGGUGAGAGUGCAGUCUGACUGCCGUGUCCUGCUUUUGGCCAAGUCGAGGAGAGUAAAGUACGUGUCCAGCAACAGUCAACCAUCACUCAUUUCACAUUGUAGGACUACACCCCUUCCUCUCGUCCUUUCUGUCCUCGGACUCUUUCUCUUACCGGCACACACAGUGUACUAAUUUCAAACCACAUACCCCCACACUCCGCAUCUCUAUUUAUUGCUAUCUAUAUCCACAUUUAUUAUUAUUGUUGUUGUUAUUAUUGUUAUUACGGUUGUUCUUUCCGUCAUUGCUGUUAUUUUCGGUUGUUUGUUUGUUUUUGUUUUUUUUCACGGUCUAAUAUCAGCUUUCGGCUCAAAGCUGUUGUUUUGGUAAUGAAAGACUUUAUGAAAGAGGGGGAACCCUGCCAAAACAGUGAGAAUUAGAAGCAGUUACUGAAGAAAUUGAGUGAACCCUGUGAUAUUGUGUACUACCAUUUCGAUCAUUACUUUUCCCAAAGAAAAUGACAGUAGGUGAGUCGAAUCCAAAAAUAAGACAAAGCAUAUGAAAAUAUACCUUUUUUUUUUUUUCUUUUUUUUUUUUAAAGAGAUAUUGACAAUCCAUUUAUUGAGCCAGUUAAAACUCUGUAUCCUGAAUGGAAACGUGUUGAUUCACAUCUCGGGAAAUGGACUUGCGUACGAACUGACACGGCUCCUCUGUGGCGAAGCCUCUGUGGAUACUAUAGCAAAACGUGGAUCCGGGGUCCUGCUUUGCUUUUGAGAAUCAGCUGCUACCUGCUCAUUUCUGGAUAACAGAGUUAAUCAUCAUUGUUAACCUUACACUGACCUUUAAACUGUUUUUGUUCAUGCGGUGAUGUUUAUGUAGAUGUUUUAUCUAUUAUAAAUGACAGCAUUUUUUUUUUUUUCUUUACAUGUCUUCGAUGUGCAAAUCCUUAACAGACGUCUCCACUGCGAAACAUCCACUCACGUUAACGUAUCUUUUUUUUUAAAAAAAAACACGAUGCCGGUUUAGCUCUUUGAGUUAUCACCGAAAACGCAGACCAUGAAUUUUAAACAACAUUCAAUUUUUAAUCAAAGCCAGACAUUAAACACUACAGUAUAUUUUUUUACUCGAUUGCUUAUAAGAGAGAUCUACUCUUGCUUCCUGGAUAUGAAGCCUCUACAUCUUUGAGCUGGCUAUGCAGUGUGACUAUGUCUGGCUUAUGUUUUUUUUAGUAAGAUUCGAUUAGAGGCCUAACCGGAGCCGGGCAUGUCUCAUAAGACAUAUGCAGGAGUGACAAUAAUUCACAUGUAAGUAUUGGGGCACACCGUGCAGCCACGCCAUACCGCAGGGAGCCUGCUGCAUUUCACAAUACUGUGACGCGGUGUAUAUAUAGUGUAUAGUGCGGUGUUUUAGACCACUGCUUUCCUUUUUUGUUUACUUCGCAGUGUGUCUCUCCUAGUCAGUGAUAGUGAACCACUAACCAACACACCUUAACAAGUCCGUUUAUGCUUUUCCCGGUUCCCUUGAUGGUUUGGACUUGGUUUAGGACCUCUAUGAUAGGGUGGUAAAGCUGUGUAAACGAUUUCAGAGCCAUUUAUUUUCAGAGCCUUGUUUCAGAGCAGAGAUGGUCUUACUGAUCCUGCUUUAAAUUUGGAAGUAUAGUAAGUAAUACACUCGGUUCUAAGCUGUAUAGUGGAUUAUUUAUUUGCUGCUGGUGGAUGAAAUAGUUUCCCUUGGUUUCUCAAGCAAUGCUCUGGCAAUGAGUUGCCCAAAUCACUAUAGAAAAGAUCACACACACACACACACACACACACACACACCCUAGCUUGCAUACCCUUGAAUGUGCAAAAGCAUAUCCUGUCAGUACGUAAUACUGAGUUUUCGUAUCGUAUUCGAUUUUUAAUAGAAAGGCCUACAUGUUCACAGUUCUAAACGAAUUGCUAAAAGUCGCCUGUUUUGUGACGUCCUGAGGCAUGUUCGAUUCUACGGCAAGUCCUGGAAUGGCAAGAGGAAGCCUUAUUUUGAAUCUCUUCCUUAAAAUGUCAGAUAUUUGCAGGCUCUGAUAAGGGUGUCUAAUAACAGAGUACUGAUUGUCAGGUGGAUCUAAACCUUAAUUAAGCUUGUCAAUCAGCUAUAGCUGUAGGAGGCCAAAGCCCACCCCUACCAUUAUUAUCCCUCACCCUCUCGUAGCCCUGCCCCCUGCAGCGCCAAGAGAAGUCUGAAACAAGCAGCUUUGAUGAGUCCGUCUCUGCUCUGCUCCUAAAUUAUCCACAGUCCUGGUGAGACAAGUGUGCGCAUGCUAGACUGGUGUUUAACCUGCUGCAGGGGUGACCUCCCACUCACUCAGCUCCCUCAGCACCUCCUCCUCCUCCUCCUCCCUGUCCUAUACAGAGUUUGUUCUAAGUGAGAAAACAAAGAGUACUCGCCGAGUCCCUGAUGAGAGACCGGUCAGGGUCACUCGACAAUUAUUCGCCUCUUCCGUGACAGGAGUGCCAUCUUUGCCUUUUCAAUUUCUAGCACUUUGUCUCAUUUUCUCCUCCACCAGGCGAGAGACAAUCGCUCUCGCUCACGCUCACGCUCUCGCCGUGCUGCCGGGGUUAAUCGGAAGUGAUCACGUCCCCUCGUGGGGAAACAAGUGGUUCCUCGAGAACCUCUCAGCGUAGAUGUUUUAUAAAAAAAAAUACAAAGCAGAAUAGGACAUAGAGAUCGGAAAGGACAGAAAUCAGUCAUAAGGAUACAAGGCACAGUUACUGAUAUGAUUAUCAUCCACAGACACACACGUGUACACAUGAACACAUUACUUCUUGUAGCACUUAAAGAUUUAUUUCUUGACAUUUUCUGCCUUUUUUACAUUCCUCUGAUUACUGGAUAAAUUGCAGAAGGAAGCACUUGGUCUUCUGGUGCGUCUUAACUAAGCACAAGGCUCUGUCUGCUUGCUUUGGAGACAAACUCUUUAUCCUCAUUAACUACAAUGUGAAUCAGGUUUGCCACUCCAGGAUUUGGUACUUUCUCCUCAAUCAAAUGGAUCAUCGUUAUCACUAAGUGAUAAUAAAUUAUGUGUGUUAUUUGGCUUUUUUUUUUUUUUUUUUUUUCUUCUUUCUUCUUCGGGUUGUGUGUCUUAAUGUCUCGGUUUUUUUUUUUGUUUUGUUUUGUUUUCUUAAAUUGCUGUCAUUUAAAUAAAGUGCAUCAAUGGA